Molecule: messenger RNA, 3643 nt
Organism: Cervus elaphus (red deer)
Lineage: Eukaryota; Metazoa; Chordata; Mammalia; Artiodactyla; Cervidae
Gene: GEMIN7
Product: gem nuclear organelle associated protein 7
Exons: 4
Coding region: 2846-3232 (128 amino acids)
Biological process (GO): spliceosomal snRNP assembly
Cellular component (GO): SMN-Sm protein complex
Molecular function (GO): RNA binding
Source: RefSeq, a predicted model, not a curated record
GCGGCGACCCGCAGCGAACUCUUACACGUGCUGGCCCGGCCCGUGGCUCCGCCCACCGAGGCGGGGCCUGCCGGGAGAGGACUGCCCCACCCUCAGCCAAACUCAAUCAGGACCGUGCCCCCUGAGUUUGGCUGAAUGAUUGAAUAUCUUAAAGAUAACGAGUUCACACGACCACGCACAGAAACAGCUAUUCCUGACCCCGUUUCCGGGCUGGUGGAAACUGAGGCACAAGGUGCCCACUCACACCCCCAAGCGAGAAAAUGGUAGGGGCCAAGUUUCUAGCUAGGCGCCUGAUAGUAAUCUGACCUAUUCCACUGAAUGCAUUACAAUAAAAAUUCCUUGGGCAAACAAGGAUUAAGCGCCUACUAUGUGCCAGGUUCUGGACUAAGCACUAAGAUGCAGCAGGGUAGAAAAAGAGACAAUAACCCUGGCCUUUUGCAGGUUAUUCGUUCAGAAAGUCAGAGUCUCAACAAGAGAAACUAAGGAAAAUAUGAAGUGCCGUCCACGACAAGUGCCAUGGGGGGAGGGGGGCGGAGCUAGGAAGGGUUAUAAAGGGACAGGAUUACUGGGGUGAGGUUGGGAUCUCAGUUUUCUCCCCAUGCCAGGCCUGUGUAUUCGAGUUCUGUAAAUUAAGUUCUGUAUUGACGGAGUUCUGUGAGAAAACAAGGUCAGCUCCAGGGACAUCUUUUGACCACUUUAAAGUCUUCGGUUUUUUGAGACAGAAGCCUUAGGAGGGUUUGGAGCCCAGGAGGGUCGUGAUCACAUACACUGCUCCGAGACCUGGACUCGCCAUUAAAACCAAAUAGCCAACCAAUAGCCGCCUUCCGCUGGGGCCUCCUCCAACUUCCCUUGUCAAAGCUGCUCUCUGAUCGCUAUUUGAAGUGGCAUCAACACCCUGCCCCACCCUCCAACCUUGCAAGUUUUCUUUUCUUCCUGGCACGACCACAUCACCAUCUAGAACUGUUUGUUUACUCUCCUAUCUCCCCUCUCCCUAACACAAGCCCACCCACCCCCCAGAGGUCAGGGCCAGGGUCAGCUGGCUCUGGCCUGCCGGCUGUGUCCUCAGCCCAACACUGAGGGAAUUUCACAUGCUAAUCUCCUGGAGUGCCACUGCAAGCCUGAGGGUUCCUUCAUAUUGUUAUUCAGGUCUCAGCUCAAUCGUCCUCCAAAGACCAGAGGACCUCCCUGACCACAGGAUCUAAGAGAGCCCCACCCUGCUGAAGGCCUUACAAUUUACACUCCAUGACCUCCAUCUGUCCCCAGUUCCCUCCUGGGCUUCAGGUUUCCCAUCUGUUACCUGAGGUGGUUUCUUCUUCAAUGCCACCUCCCAUGACGGCCCAAUUAAAGACGCUCCCCCAACCUGCUACCCCCUAUCUUAUUUCCCUUAUUUUAUUCCUUUUGCAUACUUGUCAAGCCUUGAAGGACCUUGUCGGUGUAUUUGUUCAUGCAAUAACCACCUGGAGCUCUCUCAAUCUCCCUAGAAUGUAGGUUCUGAGAUAGACGGAGCCAAAUCCAUCUUGUUCAUGAACAGAGCUCCUAAUGGUUCAUAGUUCAGUUAACAGAUUGUGUAUUGAGCUCCUUCUAUAUGCUUUUUUUCCCAAAAUAUAUCUGCAGAGGAUCUCUGUACCAGGCACUGGGUCUUGGGGAUCCAGUGGGAAGCCGAGGUCCACAAGACUCCCCCCCCUCCCCCUUAGUGAAACUGUGGGGGAGAAUGAAUUCUGAGUUCAGAGCAGUGCGUUUCCAACUCAGGACAGACAUUCUGCCUUUCAGGGCCUCAGUUUCCCCUUGUAAAACGGGCUGUGGGGAGUCCUGCAGGGCAAAAUGACCGCCUUUGGUCUCUCCCAGUUGCUGCUCUGCAAGGCUUUUUCCUGGUGCCUGGCUGCUGAAAGCAUGAUCUCAAGGUUUCAAUAGGGACGGUGGGGUUCAGAACGGAGGUGAGGGGUAGGAGUGUGCACGUGUAGGGGGUGGGGGUGCCAAGUCCCACGUGCCUUGAAGCAGACGAGAGGAGCCCUAAUUUCUUCUUCUGUAAAAUGGACAUCCUGGACGUCCACACCUCGCAGACUGGUAGAUCAAGAGCUAGGCGCAGGGUCAAGACGCUGGCGGGGUGGCGCCCGGGGUCUGUGCUGGCUUCCGAGCCCGCGAGCCCGCCCGCGACCACGUGGGGCGGCGGCGGCGGCGCUGGCGGAACCCAGGCUCGGAGGCUCGCGGCCUGCCCGGGCCUCUACAGUCGGCGCGCCGGCGGAAGUAGGGGCGCCAGCCGCCGUGAAUCUCAGAGCGGUGCGUCGCGAGCACGAUCCCGCUCCUGUGUCCUGGCACGGGACGCUCACCCGCGUGCAAGACCCCGAGCGGCGGAAAGAGGCGGGUCCGCGCUUGCAGCGCCGGCUGCUGGGAAGUUCUAGUCCCCGAACGCCUGCAUUGGGGUGGGACUGCACUCCCAACGCAGCAGCGGAGACGUCCCCGCGCCAGGGGAUCCUUUCUUGCAAGGAGCUGACAGUUGAGCUGCCGAGCCAGGAAGAGCCUCACAAGAAAAAGGACAAUCCCAAUCACCUCUGUACGGAGCUGGGGCUACAGCAGAGGCAGCCCAUCUCGCAGGGAAAAAGACCAUAAGCAGACCAGUAAAUAGACAACAUCACGUGUAAGAGAGUGGCGUGCUUCUGAAGAGUGAGGAAGCCGACUCAGAUGAAGGCAGCUGAAGGGGAGAUCUUGAAGACAGGCUGCUCUGGGAACGGGGAGAAGGCGGUACAGGCAGCAGGAACCCCAGUACCAGGGCCCAUGAAGAGACCACGCCAGGUGUGCUGGAGACCCAGCAGGGAGGCCAGUGCGGCCGGGUGGAGAGACCAGGAUAAUGCAGACUCCGCUGGCCACUCCUGUGCCUGUGCUCCGGCUCCCCCGGGGUCCUGACGGCUUGAACCGAGGCUUUGCUCCCGAUGGACACAGAGCCCCCCUGAAGCCGGAAGUCCCUGAAGUCCUGGAGCCUCCAGAGUCUCGGGAAUCCCGGGAACAGCAGGCUCGAGCCUCCCUGCGGGAGCGCUACCUCCGCAGCCUGCUGGCCAUGGUGGGGCGCCAGGUGUGCUUCACUCUGCACGAGGGCGUGCAGGUGAUCGCCCACUUCGGAGCCACCGACCUGGACGUGGCCAACUUCUACGUGUCGCAGCUGCAGACUCCAAUAGGCGUGCAGGCUGAAGCACUGCUCCGGUGUAGUGACAUUAUCUCAUACACCUUUAAGCCAUAAAGACUUCAUCGUGUUCAUCUUUCUGCCUUGGGCGUAGCUACAGUCUCCCAGGCUCCGUAUGCUCCUGAGCUCGGACCUCUGGGCCCCAGAGAGUUCCGAACCCCCUUGGAAAUUUGCACCAAGCUCCAAGCAACUCUGACAUCUCUGGACAUCCAGGGUGUAGUCAGUAAACUUCUGCAACUCCAUGGGUUCUACAUCCUGUUGAAAGGAAUGCUCUACCUCACAGAACUCUCAGCUCUACAGAUAUAUGGGUUCCAUGCCAGUUCCUGAAGAUUUGGGACCGAGGGAGGGAAUAAAGGAAGGCAGAUUACCUAAUGGGAAAUUGUCUAUUGAAGAGGGUGCAAAGUUCAGCCACCCUGGAAAUAUUCCCCAAUGCUUCUCUCCUGCCAAGGAAUCAAUUAUCUCAGGAAA